UGCAGCCAGCCCCGGGGGUGCAGGAUGGCUGCUGAAGGAGGGGGAGCCGAGCCCGUCGUCCGCUCCAGGAUGGAGAACUUCCGAAAGGUGAGGACGUCAGAGGAGGAGACCCCCUUGCCCUUCCCUGACCUGCCCCCGGACGUGGUGGAGAUGAAAGUGAAAGAGGGCAGCAAGAUCAGGAACCUGAUGAACUUCGCCAUGGCCCAGAUGGAGCUGAAGGGCAGGCGGCAGAUCGUCUUCAGCGGCUGCGGCCGGGCGGUCACCAAGACCAUCACCUGCGUGGAGAUCAUGAAGAGGAAGCUGGGGGGUCUUCACCAGGUCACCAAGGUGCGCUACAAAACCUUGCUGGAGGUCUGGGAGAACCAGGACCCGCUGCCCGGUGGCCCAGCGCAGAACCUGACCGUCCACAAGAACGUCCCUUCCAUCUGCAUCCUCCUCUCCAGAGACCCCCUGGACCCCAACCAGACGGGCUACCAGCCCCCCGAGCCCCGGCCCGGCCUGGGGGUGCAGCUCAACGAGGUCAAAGAGACAUCCAGCUCCUCCACCAAGGGGCUGAAGCGGCCCCUGCCACCUCCCGAAGAGGAGCUGCUGACCAAGAAGUUGCAGGUGGAGGUACCUGACAGCCUGGGGGGCUCAGGGACCACUGGCCACCCACCGGGCUGCCACCACUGACCCCACCAGCUGAACACCGGGUAUCCAGGCAGGAAUCUAGGGAGGAGAUGGUGUGCUGGAGAAGCUCUAGGAUCUGGAGCCACCUUGCUGUGGAUGAAGCAGCGUCCAGCUUUGCACCAGGGUGACCUGUGAGCUGCAGGCUCCCCUCGACCCCCCCCCAGCAAUGGGGGCUGGCUGCUGCGGGGCACCUUGUCCCCACAUCUGGGGUUCAAGGGUUACACCUGCCAGCCCUUGGCUACGGCCUGAAGCUGGGUGGACACCUCGAGGUGAGCUGCUGACCCUGCACUUGGCCACCCAAGGGGCAAUGCCACCAGCUGUCCCAUUGCCACAGGGACUCCCACGGAGCACCCGGGGGGGGGGUGACAGACCCCAGGGCUGGGGAAGGCAGCUGCACAUCAUCGCUCCCCACGGGGAGGUCUCGGCCAUCUGGAGAGCCCCAGUUUUGCCCCCAGCUUCUUGGAGUCACAGCUUCAUCAUCAAAACUGCUGCACUCACAGCCCGGCAAGGAGCUGUCAGGUUGCUGAAGGCCAGGCUCAGCGCCCCAUUGCACCCCAAAGAAAACACAGGAACCACCAGACGGGUCCUUCUCUCCACGCAGCAGUGACAGAAAAUAAACCUCUUCUUCUUCCUGCAUCAGAUG
Molecule: messenger RNA, 1312 nt
Organism: Apus apus (common swift)
Lineage: Eukaryota; Metazoa; Chordata; Aves; Apodiformes; Apodidae
Gene: RPP25
Product: ribonuclease P and MRP subunit p25
Exons: 2
Coding region: 25-672 (215 amino acids)
Biological process (GO): tRNA 5'-leader removal
Cellular component (GO): ribonuclease MRP complex
Molecular function (GO): RNA binding
Source: RefSeq, a predicted model, not a curated record